Molecule: messenger RNA, 2630 nt
Organism: Nerophis lumbriciformis (worm pipefish)
Lineage: Eukaryota; Metazoa; Chordata; Actinopteri; Syngnathiformes; Syngnathidae
Gene: dnm1l
Product: dynamin 1-like
Biological process (GO): mitochondrial fragmentation involved in apoptotic process; intracellular distribution of mitochondria; endocytosis
Cellular component (GO): cytoplasm; mitochondrion; membrane
Molecular function (GO): GTPase activity; GTP binding; microtubule binding
Source: RefSeq, a predicted model, not a curated record
CUCUCUUUCCCACAAUGCAACGGUGCGCAAUUGUUGUGCGCAGUCGUUAUCCAGUCAAAGAGAUGUGGAGGCGACGCGAGCUAGCAUUAGCCGAGAGGGACAUUGAAUGACUUUGUUGACCGUGCGAGGCAGCGCAAGGAACUCGGUCCCCCUUUUUUUUUGGACAGGUCGGGAGCGGUUUCGGAGCUCAUGGAGGCCCUUAUACCUGUCAUAAACAAGCUGCAAGAUGUUUUCAACACUGUGGGCGCGGACGUCAUUCAGCUGCCGCAGAUAGUAGUUGUAGGUACUCAGAGCAGCGGCAAGAGUUCUGUUUUAGAGAGCCUUGUUGGCCGGGACGUACUACCUCGUGGCACAGGCAUCGUAACCCGCCGGCCCCUGAUUUUUCAGCUGGUUCACAUCGACCCCGAAGACCGCAGGAAGACCAGCGAAGAGAAUGGCGUCGAUGGCGAGGAAUGGGGCAAAUUUUUGCACACCAAAAACAAGAUUUACACAAAUUUCGAGGAGAUCCGCCAAGAAAUCGAAGCAGAAACCGAAAGAAUAUCUGGCAUUAACAAGGGUAUCAGUGAUGAACCCAUUCACCUGAAGGUCUUCUCACCUCAUGUUGUCAACCUCACACUGGUGGAUCUACCCGGUAUCACAAAGGUGCCAGUUGGAGACCAGCCCAAAGACAUCGAGAUCCAGAUCCGAGAACUGAUUGUCAAGUACAUCUCCAACCCCAACUCCAUCAUCCUGGCUGUGACUGCUGCCAACACAGACAUGGCAACGUCAGAGGCCCUGAAGGUGGCCAGGGAGGUUGACCCGGAUGGCAGGAGGACGCUAGCAGUAGUCACCAAGCUGGAUCUGAUGGACGCCGGAACAGACGCCAUGGAUAUACUGACAGGCCGAGUCAUUCCUGUGAAACUAGGCAUCAUCGGACUCGUCAACAGGAGCCAAUUGGAUAUCAAUCAGAGGAAAUCCGUGGCUGAUUCUAUACGUGACGAAUACGCUUUUCUACAGAAGAAGUACCCCUCCCUUGCGAACAGAAGUGGUACCAAAUAUCUCGCCAGGACACUGAAUAGAUUGCUCAUGCACCACAUCCGAGACUGCCUCCCUGAGCUCAAAACCAGGAUCAACGUGCUGGCAGCCCAGUACCAGUCGCUCCUCAACAGCUACGGAGAGCCGGUGGACGACAAAAGCGCCACGUUGUUGCAGCUCAUCACCAAGUUUGCCGCAGAGUACUGCCACACCAUCGAGGGCACGGCCAAGUACAUCGAGACUGCUGAACUCUGUGGCGGCGCCAGAAUCUGUUACAUAUUUCACGAGACAUUCGGGCGCACCUUGGAGUCUGUCGAUCCCCUGGGGGGCCUGACCACCAUCGACGUACUCACGGCAAUCAGAAAUGCAACGGGCCCAAGGCCUGCUUUGUUCGUGCCCGAGGUGUCCUUUGAGUUGCUGGUCAAGAGGCAAGUAAAGCGUCUGGAGGAGCCGAGUCUGCGCUGUGUGGAGUUAGUUCACGAGGAGAUGCAGAGGAUCAUCCAGCACUGCAGCAACUACAGCACACAGGAGCUACUGAGAUUUCCAAAGCUCCAUGAUGCCAUUGUCGAAGUGGUCACCUCCCUGUUGAGGAAGAGACUGCCAGUCACCAAUGAAAUGGUGCACAACCUGGUUGCGAUCGAGCUGGCGUACAUCAACACCAAACACCCAGACUUUGCUGAUGCCUGCGGCCUGAUGAACCAUAAUAUAGAGGAGCAAAGACGCAACAGAAUAAGGGACCUGCCUUCUGCUGUCCCCCGAGACAAGGCAGCAGCAGGUGGUGCUCAGGGCACCUCUUCCAACGAGCAGAUCGAUGGCGGGACAGGGAACUGGAGGGGAAUGCUGAAAAAGGGAGAGGACGGUAUGGUCCCCCAGAACCCCCUACCGAGCAGCGCACAAAAGGGCUAUGCUGUUAAUUUGCUAGAUGUGCCUGUUCCAGUAUCCAGGAAGUUGUCCGCUCGGGAGCAGCGAGACUGUGAGGUCAUUGAGAGACUCAUCAAGUCCUAUUUCCUAAUCGUACGGAAGAACAUCCAGGACAGCGUGCCCAAGGCCGUAAUGCACUUCCUGGUCAACCACGUGAAAGACUGCCUGCAGAGUGAGCUGGUGGGCCAGCUGUAUAAAGCCGGGCUGUUGGACGACCUGCUGACAGAGUCGGAAGACAUGGCGCAGCGACGCAACGAGGCGGCGGGCAUGCUCCAGGCCCUGCAGAAAGCCAGCCAGGUGAUAGCAGAGAUCAGAGAAACACACUUAUGGUGAGUGAGGGAAGCAGGCUCCUCCUCCUCAUCCAGCCCACACGGACCACCCCGAGACCCAAACACACUUCUCACCAUACAGUACAACAGUGUUUGUGUAUGAUCACUCAUAGUUUUGAAUGUACAGUCAGGAUCAAGUCCACCAUUACUCACCUCCCUUCCCCCCCCGCCCCCAAAAAAAGCUGGAAUAUUCUAUUUUUCUUACGUACUAAACAGCAAAUAUGAUAGGGAGGAUGUAUAAAUUGUAUCGUCUAUCACCACUAUGUGGAGCCUCGCUAAAGAAUGUCGUAUGUGUGGAAUCCAAUUAAAGAUAGGACCUUAGUGGAAGCUUUGAUGUUGUCAGAAGUGAAUUUGAAAACUGCAUAA